Molecule: messenger RNA, 1231 nt
Organism: Humulus lupulus (European hop)
Lineage: Eukaryota; Viridiplantae; Streptophyta; Magnoliopsida; Rosales; Cannabaceae
Product: haloacid dehalogenase-like hydrolase domain-containing protein At4g39970
Exons: 11
Coding region: 79-1017 (312 amino acids)
Molecular function (GO): hydrolase activity
Source: RefSeq, a predicted model, not a curated record
AUAACGGUCGCCAAAUCCGUUAAAAUUAGAGGGAGGGAGCAGUCCAAAGCCACAGGAAGGAAGCAAGAGGCAAAAGCCAUGGCUAUGGCAUGGAUGAUGACUCUCUCUCCUUCUUAUUCUUCUACUUACACUGCUCUGGUUUCGCCUUCUCUCAGACCUCUCUCCAAUUCAACACUACCUUUUCGAACCUUCACAAAGAAGAAGACUCUGAACUCGUGGAGACCUCUCUCGGUUUCAGCUUCGGCUUCUUCUGGCCUCCGCGCUCUCAUAUUUGACUGCGAUGGCGUCAUACUCGAGUCCGAGCACUUGCACCGCCAAGCUUACAACGAUGCUUUCGCUCAUUUCAAUGUUCGAUGUACGACCUCGCCGGAGCCCCUAACCUGGGGUUCUGAAUUUUAUGACGCGCUUCAGAACCAAAUCGGCGGUGGAAAACCCAAAAUGCGAUGGUAUUUCAAGGAGUAUGGAUGGCCUUCGUCGACAAUUUUCGAGACACCUCCAGAAGAUGAUGAGAGUCGAUCUAAAUUGAUCGAUACAUUGCAGGAUUGGAAAACUGAAAGAUACAAGGAGAUAAUUAAGUCUGGAACUGUGGAACCUAGACCUGGAGUUUUGAGACUAAUGGAUGAGGCCAAGGCUGCUGGAACAUUGCUUGCUGUUUGCUCAGCAGCAACUAAAAGUUCAGUCGUAUUAUGUCUUGAAAAUCUUAUUGGCCUAGAGCGGUUCCAAGGUCUUGAUUGCUUCCUCGCUGGUGAUGAUGUUAAGUUGAAAAAGCCAGAUCCUUCUAUUUAUUUGACAGCUGCUGAGAAGUUAGGUGUAUCAGGAAUAGAAUGUCUAGUUGUGGAAGACAGCGUAAUUGGCUUACAGGCAGCAACAGGUGCUGGGAUGCCGUGUGUAAUUACCUAUACAUCUUCAACAGCUGACCAGGAUUUUAAUGAUGCAAUAGCAAAAUAUCCUGACUUGAGCAAUGUGAGAUUGAUAGACCUGGAACAAUUACUUCAAAAAGUGGCCACUACCAAAUAGAAAAUUUGUUAUUUUAUUAUUAUUAUUUUUUUUUUUUUGGAAUUGCAGAGUUUUAUCUUAUUUGAACUUUUCUUGGAGAAUAUUGAAGGUGCCAUGGUGAUGCCUUGGCAGUUUCCUUUGUUAGAUUGGUUUAAAAAAUUGUGUUGUAAAUUUGGCAAAAUUAAAUACAAUACCAAAAAAGGGCCUUUGUUCCAAAUGGGCAAAAGGCAAAUGA